This is a messenger RNA of Phanerochaete carnosa HHB-10118-sp, 896 nucleotides long. RefSeq lists its product as uncharacterized. NCBI's taxonomy places the organism in Eukaryota, Fungi, Basidiomycota, Agaricomycetes, Polyporales, Phanerochaetaceae. The transcript is spliced from 4 exons. The record is from RefSeq and is a predicted model, not a curated record. Bases 39 to 644 code for a protein of 201 amino acids. Gene Ontology annotation, biological process: tail-anchored membrane protein insertion into ER membrane. Gene Ontology annotation, cellular component: GET complex.
GACCCAUUACACGCGUCCGUGCGCGACAGCUUCCUACCAUGUCCUUAAUCUUUACCAUAUUCACCCUUGUAUUUUUAACUGAGCUCAUCUCAUGGAUAGGCAAGUCCGUCCUGCUUGAGCUGGUGUACGCACUGUACUUGCGACUGUUCUAUUCCUCAAAAAUUGCGCAGCAGAAGAAGCUGAAAACUGAAAUCCUUGUGAACAAGAAGGAGCUCCUACAAACGAGUGCGCAGGAUCAGUUCGCAAAGUGGGCGAAGCUGAGGAGGGGCGUGGACAAGGGGUUGGCUGAGUUGGAGAAGCUCAAUGGGGAGCUUUCAUCUAGCAAGACAUCCUUCUCGCUGAAGUUCAACACCAUUGUCUGGGUUCUGACAGCAGGCCUCCAAUUCUUCGUGGGCUGGUGGUACCGCAAAGCUGCUGUCUUCUAUCUGCCACCUGGGUGGUUCGGCCCCUUGACUUGGUGGCUCUCGUUCCCCUUCGCUCCCGCAGGUUCCGUGAGUUGCGGAGUAUGGCAGAUGGCGUGUCGCAGAGUGAUCAAGGUCGGAGAACGUGUUGUGAAGAAUCUGGCUUCAGUGUCUGCGGAGCCGACGGCCGUCCCUGUACCAACACAGGAGAAGGAGUCAACAUCUAACAAGAAGACUUCAUGAUAGUCCGACCCCAUGUAUUACCUUUACGCGGGCUCUUGUAUUGACAUGUCAAUUUUUACUGUGCCGUCCUAGUUCCCUCAGCGGAGGAAGUAUCUGCAAGAAACCGACAAACUCGAGCACUUCUGCUGACGUUCCUCUUCCCAUGCAGAUUGCGCGUGAACGUGGAAAGCCGCGCAAGAUCAAGCCUGUCGAUACCGCCGGGCUUCGAUAGUGACCGUACAUUGCCUGGUCUGAAUUCCGAGUUCCGGAAAU